CUCUCGGAAGUCAGAUCAAACUUCGUAGACAGUAGAGAGAGAAACAUUAACAUUCCAGAGAGAAAAGAGAGAUUUGUUUCGCGGGAGAGAAACAAAAAAAAAAAAAAAAGAGAAGAGAAGAAAUUAUAGCGAGGAGAAAUAAUGUCGGCGUUUGAUACAUUCAGUAAUAAUGGAGGAGAAGGAAAUCCUCAUGGAGGAGGAGGAUUUGAUGAAGGUGGCGAUGGAUAUCUUGGUGGUUAUGAUUCUGGAUUACCAUCCCAAAGAUACGAUGAAUCUACGUAUUCAAAUUUUGCGAAUGAUGUUUAUGAAGAUCAUGAACAUGACAAUGUACUAGAUCCUAAUCCACCACCAUACCGUCAUCAAUCUGAUGAUUAUCAAGGUGGAUUUCCAGCUGAUGACAUUGAUAUGGCAAAUAAUUCUUCAGCUUCACCUGAGAUCUAUGGAUUUAGUUCAUCCCCAGCUAAUCAUAAUGACAAUGCUGAUUAUUCGUCUUCGCAAUCUCCUUUUGGUAAUGGGAAUGUCAAUGGGAAUGGGAAAAUCGGGUAUGAUAUGAGUGAAGAUGUUGAUGGGGUUUUUACUUCUGAUGGUCCUGCUCUUCCUCCUCCUACUGAAAUGCAACCUGAAGAAGGAUUUGUUCUUCGUGAAUGGCGAAGACAAAAUGCCAUUCACCUUGAGGAAAAGGAGAAAAGAGAGAAGGAGAUGCGCAACCAGAUCAUUGAGGAAGCUGAAGAAUAUAAACGAUCUUUCUAUGAGAAGAGGAAACUUAACUGUGAAACUACCAAGACCAAUAACAGAGAAAGAGAGAAGUUAUACUUGGCUAACCAAGAGAAGUUUCACAAAACUGCCGACAAACAAUAUUGGAAAGCUAUUGCGGAACUCAUCCCCCAUGAGGUCCCAAACAUUGAGAAGAAGAGAGGAAAGAAAGAUCCAGAGAAGAAGCCAUCUAUAGUUGUUGUUCAAGGUCCAAAGCCUGGAAAGCCUACUGAGCUUGCAAGGAUGCGUCAAAUUCUUUUGAAGCUGAAGCACACACCACCACCUCAUAUGAUACCACCACCUGAACCUGCCAAGGACUCUAAAGAUGCUAAAAAUGGAAAGGAUGGAAAGGACGCUAAAGAUGGAAAUGAUGGCAAAGAGGUUUCCAAGGAUGCUAAAGAUAAGGCCCCAGCUGCUGCUGGUGAACUUGCAAAAGCAGGAGAUUCACCUUCUAAAGCCGCAGUAGCAAACGGUACUCCAGAUGAGUCGUCGAAAAAAGAGGCCUCUCCAGAGGCAGUCGAGGGCCAGCCAGCAUCAGAACCUGAACCAGCUGUUGGUGCUUGAUCCCUUACCGUUUUUAACUUUUUAUUACAUUUUUUUAAUUUUUUUCGCGUCAAUUUUCUUGCUCUCUAUGAACCUUGGUCGCGCAUUGAUAUCUCACGUCACCCAAUUCAUUGCUGAGAAUAAGAACACUUGGUUUGUUUUUUUUAUGAGAAUUCUAUGGUCUCUCAUCAUUGUGAACUAGUGGAGAUUUUUUUUUCUUCUGUAGAAUUAUGUUUUGGACUACCAUUUGAUUUUCAAAUAUAUCAAUCUUUGUUGAAUUA
Messenger RNA from Papaver somniferum (opium poppy), 1577 nucleotides. Its product is annotated as clathrin light chain 1-like. Gene Ontology annotation, biological process: intracellular protein transport; clathrin coat assembly; clathrin-dependent endocytosis. Bases 142 to 1317 code for a protein of 391 amino acids. Gene Ontology annotation, molecular function: clathrin heavy chain binding; structural molecule activity. The record is from RefSeq and is a predicted model, not a curated record. Lineage: Eukaryota; Viridiplantae; Streptophyta; Magnoliopsida; Ranunculales; Papaveraceae. Gene Ontology annotation, cellular component: plasma membrane; clathrin coat of coated pit; clathrin coat of trans-Golgi network vesicle. The transcript has 3 exons.